This is a messenger RNA of Lactuca saligna, 932 nucleotides long. The record is from the annotation of a GenBank genome assembly. Lineage: Eukaryota; Viridiplantae; Streptophyta; Magnoliopsida; Asterales; Asteraceae.
UGAUAUCUUCUAUGGGUGCAGUAGAAUUCAUCAUUUGCCAUGCUAAGGUUACACUUGCUUUUGUAGAAGCUAAAAAGAUCCCUGAGGUGCUAAAAACGUUUCCGAAAGCUGGAGAGUAUCUAAAAACAAUUGAGAGCUUUGGCGAAGUUACCCCUGAACAAAAAGAACAAUGUGAAGGUUUUGGUGUAACAAUACAUUCAUGGGAGGAGUUCUUAUCAUUGUUUGAGCUCCUACUGAAGAAGAAAAGUGACAUUUGUACAAUAAUGUACACUAGUGGGACAACUGGUGAUCCAAAAGGUGUUCUAAUUUCAAAUAACAAUAUUGUGACACUUAUAGCUGGUGUUCAUCGUCUGCUAGGGAGUGUAGAUGUAUCAGAUGUUAAAUUGCUAAUUGAAGACAUAGGGGAGCUAAAACCUACUAUUUUCUGUGCUGUUCCUCGUGUCUUGGAUAGGAUUUAUUCAGGUUUGCAACAGAAAAUUUCUUCUGGGGGUUUUCUCAAAAGCAAAUUGUUUAGUCUUGCUUAUGCAUACAAGUUACGUAAUAUGAAGGGAGGUAAAAAACAUCCAGAGGCAUCUCCAUUAAGUGACAAAAUUGUCUUCAGCAGGGUGUGUGACAUGACAUCAUCUUAUAUUACCUUCUAUAUCUUCAACAUGACUUUUAAAUACAAGGGGGCUGGUCAUUUAGGGAGUGUGAUAUCUUCUAUGGGUCGCUGGAGAAUGAGGCUUGAGGUUCCACGUGCUGAAAUUGAUGAGAUGCUUCCACUUGCUAGGCUUGUUUCCCGAAGUACCGAUCCAGCUCUUCAGUUUAGAUCAAAGGUGAUGUUGUUCCCCAUUACCUUAAUGUUGAUCUUGCAUUGGGAAAUAUACGUGUUGCAAAGUGUAUCAAGUUUGACUACCCAUGUGUCCUGUUGGAGGAAGCUCAAGGCAAUAUAG